AGUUGUUGUAUGGAACGCCGUCGAAACCGUUCGCGCUACGUCUGAUUUCGACGCCUCGCGGUUCAACUUUCUCGUCGUUGACGUUUAUUUUUAUCGGGAUCCUUGAACUUCGAAUGGUGGUUAGUUUAUUAAACUUUAAAGUGAUCAAAAUAAUGGUAUAGAUAGAAGUAUUGGAAAUGGAAAUGAAGAAGAUCUAUCUGAUCAUCGUUGUGCAUUUCAUUUUGGGCCAGUCUUGGUGUAUCCAAGAUCAAUCGAUGGGUCAAACUUUAACAGUGGCUAGAUUAUCUACAGGAACGCCGCAAUUCAUAGGGCCAAUUCAAAAUGUGACGGUAGCCCUCGGAAGGGAAGCUGUUCUCAGCUGUACCGUCACAGAUCUUGGGAAUUAUAAAGUCGGAUGGAUGAAAGCUGACGACCAAACUAUACUUGCACUUCACACUAGGGUCAUAACUCACAACCCCAGAAUAACAGUUAAUCACGAUGACAACUUGAAGACGUGGCAAUUGCGUAUACGACAACUGAAGGAGUCGGACCGUGGCUGUUAUAUGUGCCAAAUAAAUACGGGGGAAAUGAAAAAACAAUACGGCUGCAUCGACGUACAUGUUCCUCCGGAUAUUGACGAUUCCGGAACAAGUAAAGACAUUACCAUAAAGGAAGGCGAGAAUGUCACUGUAACUUGCAGCGCGACAGGACAUCCAGAACCGAGGAUACUUUGGAGAAGAGAGGAUGGAGGACAUUUAAUUAUGCAAGUUGGGUCUCAUGAAACUCAAAAAGCUGAAACGUUUCGAGGGCCAAGUCUAAAACUUGUGAGGGUCGACAGGCGUCAGAUGGGCGCUUACUUAUGCAUUGCAAGUAACGACGUGCCACCGGCAGUGAGCAAAAGGAUCACUCUGCAUAUUACUUUUCCGCCGAUAGUGCAGGUUCAGAAGCCCCUUGUCGGAGCCCCUCUUCAAACGAAUGUGAAGCUCAAGUGCGACGUGGAAGCUUUCCCGAUAUCGAAUAACUUCUGGACUAUAGGAGAGGAGAUGCUUUUCAAAAGUGAUAAACAUACUUUGAUGGAAAAGAAGAACGGAUACAAAACAGUGAUGCUUUUGACUAUUCACAAUGUAACUGAAGCAGAUAUUGGAACCUAUACUUGUACCGCACAAAAUGCUAUGGGGCGAUCAGAAGAUUCGGUGAGACUUUACGAGAUAAAAAUUCCAACAACUACCACGACAACCACCACAACAACUCGUGCAACAACAACAACAACUACAACCAGUACAACUGAAUCAAAUCUAAUAUUGGAAAUUACCAGUGGUAUAAAAAGUACUGCACAACCGCUGUUUGGAAGUAUGAGUGGGAGAGUGAUCGAUGAAGAUCCCUCGGAAAACUGGCUAUAUCCUAGCGUCGACCCCGCGCCCCUAGAAUUGGAAACACAUUCCGAUUCGCGAUCGAACAAAGGACUAUCCCUUAUUUUCCAUUUGACUCUAAGUUUCUUGGUAACGUUGAUUGCUUUUCUUAGGUGACACGUAAGUUGUUAUUAAGAGAAGGCUGCUGUCAGAAAGAUCCGUGUUAAACGAUGUAGAAAUGCGGAAUCACACGGACAUCUGGAUCAAAAUAAUUCAAUAAGUCUGCGGGAUAGAAUAGUAAAAGUUAUAUAAGAAGAUUGAGUAUAAAAAAAAAAUAAAAAAUGUUUUAGUAAAUUGAAAUAGACGACGUUAGGAAAUUUUGAUAUAACGGCGUUGUUAUUUUUGCAGAUUGGUAUAUUUUUGUGUCUUUUUUUUCCCUAAUGUAUAUCAUUUAAGCUAAAUAAGUAAUAUUUUUUAGCUAUAGCUCUAUAAAAUUGAUCGUAAAUAAUUAGUUUAUAGCUCAAUAUGUAUUAAUCGGUACCAAUAAAGCAGCUCAAUUUUGGAUCAAAAUCUAGCUGCUAAAACAUUUUUUUUAUAUAUUUAUUCAAUUGUACAAAGGUAUAUUGUAAGUAUGUCAUAUCAGUGCUCAAUGGAAUAGAGCUUAUUUAGUGAAAAUAAAGCAAAUAAUAUGUUCCGAUCAAAUUUGACCGAACACGAAACGAGAAUCAUCGACCAGCCAUCGCGUUUACCAGAUUUGACUGCCCUAACUUCAUUAUCGUUUUUAAACUUGAAAAUCCGCUUCGAUGAAGCCAUAAAAACUGUAUGGAAAAUUGUAUUAAGCAUGACAUGAAUACGUGAAAAUGUUUUUAGGUCAUUUUGACUCAAAUUUGAUCAUAAAUAUACUACAGGGAGAGUAGUUAUCUUUCGGUUCUUUUUAUUAGAAAUAUAUACUUCAAAUAAACAAAAAUUCAAUAUUCAAAUUUUGUUUCAAGGUAUUAGGUUAUCUAUAAAGGACCCUGAUAUAUAUUACGAUCUAAUAAAUCUAAAACUCUCCUUUCAUCAUCAAUUUUCCCUAGAGAUAUUAACAACAAAUAGUUUAAUAUAGGACAGACGCCAUAGGAAUUGUGACAUAGAAUAUACGAACAAAAUUCAUUGUGAUGAAGCUUAUUUCGUUCUCAUUGAAUUGUUUAGAACAAUAAUUCACAUUUUCCGCAUUAGUUAUGACGUUAGUAUCAUAUGAGGUGGUUAUACUUCAUAGAUGACUUUCAAUAUUGCUUUGAAUUUAAUGGAGACUUUCCUAUUACAGCUAGAGGUGAUGGCAUCAAAAAUUAUAUCAAAUUAAUAUAAAACCAACGAUAUUCCAUUGUUAAGAAUAGAAACCGGAAACUUCAAUUUCUUUUAAAGACAAAAUCUGGUUCACUUCCACCAAUAGAGUCUCUUUGAUUGGAAGAUUAUGCUUCCGAGGUCUUAUUAGUAGUAAUUUAAGCAUUGAAUCUCCUUUACCUCAAGUUCAUCAACACUCCUCCUUUCUUUGGCUACAGCGCCCUUAACGCAUAAGUCUUGAGAAAAGCGGAGAAAGAAGAAGAAGGAAGAUCAUAAUUUAUUGUUUUUUGUUAACGCUAAUUAGGAUGAGUCUCAAGCAGUCUUAACCUUCCGACCAUAGUAUGAUUUGGAAGAGGACGUACUGAUAUCUUGUGCAAACUCAAACAAAGAUUUGAUGAUAAAUAAAGCAUGAAUUUCAGGUUUCAGGAGUUUCUGAAUACAAGAAUUAGGAAAAUUGGAGAUGUUGUGAAAGCUCAAAGGCGAUGUUACGCAAUGGUAAGGCCGAAAACUGUACUUUCAUUCGAACUUUUAGCAAAUUCAAUUUUAUAAGAGUAGUGCAGAAAUCAUCAUCAUUAUCAUACCGUUUAAUCUUUUGGAUUAUGGAUAGUCCUUGGGGCGCCUACAGAUCCUUUUAUUGGGGUGGAUUACUCCCCUUGAUCUUUUUUUAUCGUUUUUUGUUAAUCCUUGCUUCGUUUGUCAGCUUUUACCAAUUUUUUCCAUUUUUGAAUUUUACUUUCAAGUCUAUUAUUUCUAGGAUUCUAGUAACUCCUCCAAUUUGGUUUCUCCAGGUAUUUAUUGGUCUGUUUCUACCUCUAAACUUUGAUAUUAAACAAAAAACAAUAACUUUAGUGUAAUGAUGCAUAAGACAUAAAACUAACUUUGUAUUCAGAAACAGAAAUCAAUAUACAAAGUGUAUUCUCCAGUUUAUUGUUUAACUUCAAAUGCUACCUUCAGAGAUGAUUUUCCAGCUAACCAAAUAGAAAUCAUAGAACGCUACCUGGUUGUAUAUCUCAUGUAACCCAGAAGAUUUAUGAGAACAUGCAUAGACUGCACAUAACUGUCUAUACAAAACCUUAGCUGACUUAAGUCUUAAGUCUUAAUAUUGCAGGUAGCACCAAUUGAAUCUCUGGUACUCUUCUUCUUCUUAACGUGCCGUAUCAAAUCUCCUUGGCGAUCAGCAUGGCAAAAACUCCCUCUAUUUUGAGAUAGUCUAAAUAACUGUCCUGCUUCUCUUAUCCCAAUCCAUUCUCUCAAUAUUCUUCGAACAAGAAACUUGUUUCCUUCCAAUUCCUCUACGAUCUUCAGCUUUGGUACUCUAAAAAAACAAAAGUUUUCAUGCAAUUCCUCUUAUGGUUCUUAGAACUUUUUCGAAUCUAGCUUAUCCUUCACCAUCAUUGUCUCCAUCCAAAUUCUCGUCACUAGACGAAGCAAAACGUUAUAGCGACAAAUGGUUUGGUAGUUAAGAUGUUUCUUGUAUUUUUAUUUCAACAACUCUCAUUUAAAACUAUGUAGUACUUUCAUAUCAAGGUCGCGAUGUCUGAAAAUACCAUGUUGUUAUGGAAUAACGAAAUUAGACUAUAAGCUUUGACAAUAUUUAUUAAGGUUGAAUCCCACAAGGAUUAUCACGGGUACGUAUGAAUAUUUUCAAUUUCCAGCUUGUUGAUUUCCAGAUAUCACCAAAAAGAAAACAUUGCAAAAGAGUUAAUGAGACAGCAAAGCAUAAAUAUAAAAAAAGAUAAAUAUUCAGUCGUUUGGUAGAUAGAGAUUCAUUGGAAUUGGCCCUGAUAUAGGAGUUGUUCCUCUGUAGAGCUCGGGCUGUGGUGAUUGCGAUUGCGCUGCUUCAGGCUAAAAAUUUUUGUUGUUUUUCUGUUUAUUUUUAAUAGGGAAGCGGAUAUAGCUGCAGCUGCAGCUAUCUUUGGUCAUUUGGCUGGAGAACCGGUUCUCCAGGUCACAGGAAAAUCGCAGAAAACCUGCAACAGCGACAAUUACAGUCGGUUGAUGUCCUAGUGAUCUCAUACGACAGGUAAGACUAGACAAGGGUUGUUUUAAGAGUUUCCGACCACAAUCUGAAGAUGUUAGCACCCAUUGGAAUAAGUUGAGAAAUAAAUCUGCGUAUACGUCACUAAAAUGCAUCGGAUUUAACUUCCAGAGACUUUUCCCUGCAUCUUAACCUCAAAGUUUCACUUUCAGCACAAGAAUUUUUAUCGAUUUCCUUGAAAUCCUUGCUUAUGUUAAUCACACAAGAUUUUGAUUUUUAGUUAUUUUUCACAACAUCCAAUUCCCAUAUCCGCUUCAUUAGUAUCUAUAAUAAAAAACUUUCUGUACCUUUUUGAUUGUUGUGUAAACCUCAUCGUAUUAUUUGGUUCCCAGCUCUUCAUUCAUAUGCAUGGUAUACCUAUGGGUCUUGUUUAAGAGGUUUGAUUGAGCAAUUUCAGAUCAAAAUACCCACUAGAAAAAGCCGCGAGCAAUAAACAUAUUUGCUUAGUCAAACCUCAGUAUAAAAUACCUUCACAUUUUCUCUGAUAGUAAAGAAGUGUUGAAGACACUGAAGGGUAUUUAGUGUAUGCACCAAACUCCAUAUUUUCUUGCACCAAAGCCCUAUAACAACGAUCAAAUGAAGUGGAAAGAUACUCAAAGUCUAAGACAAUGCAAAUGAUUCAUAACCAAAGGUCUGAGGAACUUCUUGUGAUAUCCAGAAUCGAUAUUGAACUGGUGAUCUUGUAAAAAGUCAUUGUACCGUCAAAUAACACCUUAAAACGAUAGACUUGGUACAGAACAACUGUAGAUUUUGUGAACGAGCUAUGGAGAUGACAGAGUGAAUAUCUUGGCCAUUUCAGAAUCUCAAUCUAGUACUGAAUCUUUAAAUAUUUAUCAAAUCAUUAUAGUUGAUUAAUGGAUGAAGGAAAUUGUUAAAAUUUCAAGGAUUAUAUGCCUUUGUAUGUAUUCUAUGUAAUCCGGAAAGGGACGAUGUUAUAGCUCCCUAAAAUAACCUUCCAGAUAUAAAUUUUCCGAAAAUUUAUAAUUAAUUCAUAUUAUUUCGUAUAUUUUUCCGUAAAUGACCUUCAUGGUUGUUGAAGUACACUUCAUACCAUAGGAAAUACCGAUCCAAGACUGCUCCAUUAUACUUAUAUACCAAGGGAAAUCAACAUGAGGGGAAUUGUUUCUGUAAAUAUUUCAAUGUCGAGAAUUACGAAGUUGGCGUUUUUUAGAUGAAAUGUUACUAUUUGAAUAUUAACAAUUGAAAUGAAUAUUUUGUUUCCAUAUUAGUCACAAAAGAAGUGAGUUCGAAUAUUUUAUGAUAUUAAAAAGGAAUAUUUCAUCUAAAAAUCGUAUUUUAUAAAAAAAUAUACCAGGUGUACCGAAUUAUCAUGAGUAUUUUCAAUUAUAUAAUCAAAAUUUGAAUGUAAAAUGUAAAUGAAUGUACAUAUCCUGCCUAGACGCAGUAAUAUUGUUGAAUAUUGUAUUGAAAUAAAAGUUAUCUAUGUAAA
This is a messenger RNA of Diorhabda carinulata, 6139 nucleotides long. RefSeq names its product lachesin-like. Gene Ontology annotation, cellular component: neuron projection. The record is from RefSeq and is a predicted model, not a curated record. The transcript has 11 exons. The coding region runs from base 177 to 1505 and encodes 442 amino acids. Lineage: Eukaryota; Metazoa; Arthropoda; Insecta; Coleoptera; Chrysomelidae.